Molecule: messenger RNA, 1258 nt
Organism: Thunnus maccoyii (southern bluefin tuna)
Lineage: Eukaryota; Metazoa; Chordata; Actinopteri; Scombriformes; Scombridae
Gene: dlx5a
Product: distal-less homeobox 5a
Exons: 4
Coding region: 216-1073 (285 amino acids)
Biological process (GO): regulation of transcription by RNA polymerase II; anatomical structure formation involved in morphogenesis; cell differentiation
Molecular function (GO): RNA polymerase II cis-regulatory region sequence-specific DNA binding; DNA-binding transcription factor activity, RNA polymerase II-specific
Source: RefSeq, a predicted model, not a curated record
ACACACACACACACACACACACACAUACACACAUUCACAUCAGCUGCCCAGUAGCUUCAAGUGAGCAGCUCUAAAGUGCGUUUGCUCUGUAAAGUCUGUAAUGGAGGCAAUAACCUACAACCUUUCAUUUACAAUGUCUAACUGCCCUGCCCCCCGCUGUCCCACAUUAUUGUCCUUGUAUAAAGUUUGGAAAACUCAGCUAUGAAAGCAGCAGUAUGACUGGAGUAUUCGACCGAAGGAUCCCGAGUGUUAAACCUGCAGACUUCCAGAGCUCCUUUCAACUCUCCACCAUGCAUCAUCCGUCUCAGGAAUCUCCUACUUUACCCGAGUCCACCGCCACGGAUUCUGGCUACUACAGUCCCGCCGGUGGAGUCACUCACGGUUACUGCUCGCCCACUUCGACCUCGUACGGAAAGCCUCUCAAUGCCUACCAGUACCAGUACCCGGGUGUAAAUGGAUCCGCUGGAAAUUACUCGACAAAAUCCUACACUGAUUACAGCUCUUACACGACCCCCGCCUACCACCAGUAUGCUGGGACUUACAGCAGAGUGCAAGCCCAGCCGAGUCCACAAGAAAAAGAGAUAAGCGAGACUGAGGUGAGGAUGGUGAAUGGCAAGCCGAAGAAAGUGAGGAAACCCCGGACAAUAUACUCCAGCUUCCAGCUGGCCGCCCUGCAGAGGCGGUUUCAGAACACACAGUACCUGGCGCUGCCGGAGAGAGCAGAGCUGGCUGCCUCGCUGGGACUCACACAAACACAGGUGAAAAUUUGGUUCCAGAACAGGAGAUCAAAAAUGAAGAAGAUCAUGAAAAACGGCGAGCUUCCACCGGAGCACAGCCCCAGCUCCAGCGACCCCAUGGCGUGCAACUCUCCACAGUCCCCGGCCGUUUGGGACACACAGGGGCCCUCCAGGCCGCACAGCCUACAGCCACAAAGCAUCAACACGACGGCCUCUAACUUUUUGGAAAGCUCGGGGUCAUGGUACACCUCAGCCGGCAGCUCCAUGACUUCCCACCUCCAGACCCCUAACUCGAUACAGCACUCGUUGGCUCUCGGAGCGGGGACGUUAUAUUGAAAAACCUGUUGUUCAUUUCAAAUAUUUUUUUUUUUCCUCCUUCUAUGGGACUCGUGUUCAAAUUUCAGAGGAAUAUGCAAUGUAUUUGAUGACAGUCAUAGAAGAAACGUGUAAAAUGUGUAAAUGUGUGCAUGUAAUUUAUUGCAUUUUUUGGAAGACUAUUAAACGUUUAAAUGGACAAUGGA